Vicia faba (fava bean) is the source of this 684-nucleotide messenger RNA. Lineage: Eukaryota; Viridiplantae; Streptophyta; Magnoliopsida; Fabales; Fabaceae. The record is from the annotation of a GenBank genome assembly.
AUGUCAAACAUAGUUCAAAAAGACAAGUACAGAUCUAUUUUGCAUGAUGAAGAUGAGAACAUCCAGUGGAGACAUGGUGGUCCUCCCACUUAUGGUCUUGUCAACCACCUUUUUGAACAAGGAAGAACCAAAGAAUGGCCAGAGGGAUCAUUAGAAGAAAUUGUUCAAAAUGGUAUUAAGUCUUGGGAGAUGGAACUCUCACACAAGAUCCGGUUGCAGGAUUUCAAGACCAUUGUGCCUGAAAAGUUUAAGCUCUUUGUUAAUGGCAGAGAGGGAUUAACCGCAGAGGAAACUCUAAGUUUAGGAAGCUAUAAUGCAUUGUUGAAAAGUUCUCUGCCAGAAAAUUUGAAGCCAUACAAUUCAAAUGAAGAGACUUUUGAAUCAUCUCAUGAAGUAUUCAAAUCAGCUUUUCCAAGAGGAUUUGCGUGGGAAGUGAUUAAAGUUUACACAGGACCACCUGAAAUUGCUUUCAAGUUUAGGCAUUGGGGAUUCUUUGAAGGUCCAUUCAAGGGACAUGCACCUACUGGCAAAAUAAUCCAAUUCUUUGGCUUGGGAACUCUCAAGGUGGAUGAUGCUUUGAAGGUUGAAGAGGUGGAGAUUUACUAUGACCCAGCAGAGUUGCUUGGAGGCCUUCUAUCAAAUGGAGAUAGUACAAAAACUUCAGCAUGUCCUUUUUCCGGUUAA